AUGGUGACAAGGGAACAAUGCUCUCGAGUAUGCGCUGACCUAGCUCCGACCCUUGUGUUGUUGAAUAUAGGUGCUGGCGGCGUCACGUCCGACCUGAGCGCCGAUGAGGCCACCGAGCUGGGAUUUAAGAUUGUUAUCUUUCCUGCUGUGGCUUUGGGUCCGGUGUAUGAAGAAGUGCGGAGGGCCGUUCAAAAUCCCAAGAAGACCAGAAUGGCUGAGGUCAGUGAGUUGCAACGUACUGGAGGAGUCGAGACAAUGUUCAACGUGUGUGGGUUGGCAGAAUGUAUGGAAUUUGACCAUAAACGUGGUGGGACAUCUUUCACAAAUGGUGCUUGA
Messenger RNA from Rhinocladiella mackenziei CBS 650.93, 336 nucleotides. RefSeq lists its product as uncharacterized. The transcript has a single exon. NCBI's taxonomy places the organism in Eukaryota, Fungi, Ascomycota, Eurotiomycetes, Chaetothyriales, Herpotrichiellaceae. Gene Ontology annotation, molecular function: catalytic activity. Bases 1 to 336 code for a protein of 111 amino acids. The record is from RefSeq and is a predicted model, not a curated record.